AUGGCGAGCGAAUGUUCCUUUUCUACGGCUAUAAAUUUACUUAGACAGGCAACAGAUAUUCUUUCGGCUUCAAGUACCAAAAUAAACUCAGAUGCCACGUCAACAGUUACUCCAAAUAACUCAAACCAAUCAUCUGAUCAGCCUAGAUUGACAAAUCGUCCGAAUAGAUGUGUUUCAAACCAAACUUCCACGCAGGUGGUACAACACAGUCAACAGCCCGUGGCUGGACCGAGCCAAUCAGCUGCAUCUAGUUAUUCAAAUGAGUUGUGUGCCAGUACUAGUAAUCGAGAACAAGCAGUUCUUUCCAAUUUCCGAAUCCUUUUUGUAACGACCGUGGUGCAGGUAAUUCGUCCUGUUUCUCGACAUUGCAAAAAGCAUCUCGCCCAUCGACAUCACGACGUACAAACCGACAUGUGCCAUAUCGUAUAAAAAAAACCAUGGACACAUGAAUUUAUUUGUUUGGGAAAUCCUGACCAAAAAGUGGUUCCGUCCAGAAAUCAAAAGUUAAACUUGCAAACUGCUGGGUUAGGCAGGAAAAAAAUCGUAUUUGGAAACAAAGAUGAUGCUUUAAAAUUUAAGAACACAAUUGAAUCUGUUUUCCCCAAGUUGGCAUCUGGUGGUGGGUUUGAAAUCCUGAGAAGCGGAUCCAACAAUUGUCUCAUUUUAAUACCUGUACCAUCUUUGGGUUAUUCUGUUCCAUACCUUCGUGAUCAUUCUGGAUUGGGUCAAGCUUUAGCCUACAUUCACCCAUUACAAGCUCGUCUGGACUUAUCACCAGCAGAAGUUGAUCAGGUAAUGCAUCAGUCAAUACUAUCCCCCCCCCGGGACAACCCCCGGGCAUUGGUAAAUUUUCAUUUUUUCGUGCAAAUGCCAGGGGGGUGGGCCACAAAAAAGAAACAAUGCCCCACCCUUGGGACGAAAAACAAAACAAAUGCCCCACCCUGGGCAGGCAAAUUAGUCAAUUUCAAAGAAUAUACUAAAUUAAUUACAUGUGUUUUAACAAUUUGUAUUUAUACCUCUGUUAAUUGUUCUUUUGGGAAUUUACAAAAAAACAAACAAGGAAAACGUGUUCAUUUCAGAUGAAAACAUCGACGAAAGACUGUGACACAUUUGCUUUUAUUGCAAAAACUUUUUCAUUGUAAAUACAAUAUAUAUAUAAUAUGGACUGAAGGAAAAUCUUAAACAUUGAUUCACACUUGAAAACCAACAUUCAACAAUAAUAUAAUAUAAAAUUUGUUUAACAUAUUUAAUAGUCGUCCAUUUUGGCAUACAACAAAGGAAACUUGUGGCUGUGGUCUUUUCUCUGUGAGCGACAAAUGCCCAGGGGACAAGUAAGCGUACAAAUGCCCCACACUGUCCCGGGGGGUGGGGGAAUGGUCGCAGCUGGAAUUGACUGAUUGGAAUGGUCGCAGCUAAAUCAAAAACAUGCCGAAGUGGCUAGGUCCAGCAAUUUUCAAGUGAUACUAAAAUGACAUUUUUAGAAUCUUGUAGGGAUAUUUAGGGUUAGUGUUAGAGUUAUUUUUGUAUAAUUAGGGUCAAAUAGGAUCUGCUAAAUUGUAUUUGAUGAUGACUUGUUAUGUGAUUGCUUUGCCCCCUUCCACUUCUACCAUGCCAUAAUUUAAAGUGGCUGAACUUUUUUUUAUUUUCUACAUCAAGCAGCAAAAACAGAUUAUAUAUUUUCAAGUUUACAAGUUGUGUGCUUUCAUGACACUGUGCAAGAAGUUGUUAUUGAAUUAAUAUGUUUUCUCAAUCUACAUGUAGGCUCCAAAAGUGAACUGCUUGCAAUGCGGGGAAGAGUUUUUACUGACAAACAUACAAAGUCAUCAUGAGUUGUGCGGUAUUCCUAAUCAAGUGGAAAUUGAAUCUGCAGAGGUACAAUUAAAAUUUGAACCUUAGUUAAGAAAAAUCUUCCAUACAUUCUCUGGUCAUGCAUGUGAUGGUCUCAUGGAAGGUUAGGAAAAUAGAAUAUGCAACCUUCUACAGUAUUACUAUGCCUAUAAGUUAACGAUUCUGUCCAAACUGACUAAAUAUAUUCAUGUACAGGUAUUGAGAAACAUGUCCCUAUUAUAUACCGUUAUAGAUUUGGAGCCUUAUUUAUUAUUACCGUAUAUGUAUGUAUGUAUGUGUGCCAUGCUCGGUGCUUCUGUUUGAAACAUGUUGAAGAUUGAAGAAUGUGUUAAGUCAGUUUUAUUAGUAUUUUUUUUCAGGGGCGCCGGAGCAGCGGGGGCAGCUGCCCCCGUUGCCUAAACAGUUUACCAAAACUGCACUUUGAACGCCAUGCGUUUUUCACAUAAAUUGAAAUUGAAAACUGUUUUUAAACAAUUUAGCUCAUACUUGAAUCUGAAUUCCUCUCAGAAACAUUACAAAUCAGUUUCAACCUAAUAUGAAAAAAAGUAAAAAAGGAAACCUUCCUAAAUAACUGAUAACUGUUAUGUUGCUUUACAAUACAUUUUAGUCUUUAGUGUCAUGCAACGAAUAAAAAUUUUCCAAUCUAUGUCGAAAUUUGUCUAACUGUAUUAGGUACAAGUAAUGAAGUAUCCAUUAUACAGCACGAGUAUUGCCCCCGCACAAAAAUUUAAGGCUCAAGAGUAAGUGCCCUUUUUACAUGGCUGCCCCCGCCGCUUCAUGUUGCUUCUGGCGCCCCUGUGUUGUUGUUGUUGUUGUUUUCUUAACUGGUUCACUCAAUAUAUGUGCUUAUUUGUAUAUUUCUCAUGUUUGUUAAUUUAAUUAUUUGUUCAGGACAGCAUUGUCGAAAUUGAAGAGGUAGGGGAUAAAGGUGCUCAGAUUAGCAAAUUUAUUAAAAUAAACUAUGUGCAAACUAUGUAAGGCUCCAUUUACAUGAGACCGGACUAAAUGGUCCUGGUUUGACUUUGUUCCGUUCUUAUGUAAAUAGGGCCCAAUGUUGAUACAUUAACCAUCAAAGGCUAAAACACUUCAUAUUAAUUAGUGUGAAGUUUCCAACUUUUUUGUGUGCGAACUAUACUGGAGUAUGUAUAUAAUUAUCCUUGUUACAUUGUCAUUUUAUACACAAAAUUUGUCUAUUUCACUAUCCUUUGAGUCCCUGAUAUUUGGCAUUGGCUCCUUUUAUAAUUUUUAACAUGAUUUGUGUUUUACAUAUAGCUAAAGUGGAAAUGUUACAGGUAAUGUUUCCCAAUAAGGAUGUUCCUGAGAUCAAUGCAAGCCUGGAGGGAUCAGGCGGAGACUUAGAGGAAGCUGUAGCAGGAUUACUUUCUCCAAAGGAAGCUACUUCUAAUGAAGGUAUAAAUAUAAAAUAACUCAGUCAUAAAUAAUUAUCACAAGUAAUUGUAAAAAAUAGGCUAUCUAAUUUCCUGGCACCAGUAAAUGACCUUGAUUGUUUGAUAUUUAUUUAUUUGUUUAUAAAUAAAUAAAUGUCAAUCCAAUAUCAAACUGGCAUGAUGUGUUAAUGAAUAUUCAUUGCCCACAAUGAGAUUGUUUUUGAAUCCAUUUCUGUAUGAAUUUAGAUUGUUUUCAUUGAGGUUGUUGUGUUACAUUAAAAUAUAUAUUGAGAUAACCUCAAAUCUGACAGAGCUUUGCAGCCCUCAUGUGUUUUAAUAUGGUAUUUUUGAGAUGGUAUCUAUCCAUAGUGCCCACCAGUAUACACCUUAUAAACAGUAGUACUUAUGUUUUGCAUAGGUCUAGCUCCAUCUAUUAAGUGUCUACUUAAUGAUUAUCAAAAUCAAAGAACAAUGGACCAUUCAGCAUUGCUAUUACAUAUUGAUAGAAAUAAUAUCUGGAAACAUGCUUUGAUAUUCUACAAAUCUAAAAGUAGUGUGGAGUUGAAAAGACCACUCUCUAUUUCAUUUGAUGGAUCAAAUGAAUGUGGUAUAGAUGCUGGUGCUUUAAAGCAAGAAUUCUUUGAGAUUUUGUUAAGAGUCAUCAACGAAGACCUGUUCGAGGGUAAGGAGACUCAACGAAUACCUGGACGUGGCUGGGAGAAGGCUAAUUUUCUGAAAAUUAUGGAAUUAUGA
Paramuricea clavata is the source of this 3989-nucleotide messenger RNA. The record is from the annotation of a GenBank genome assembly. NCBI's taxonomy places the organism in Eukaryota, Metazoa, Cnidaria, Anthozoa, Malacalcyonacea, Plexauridae.